Messenger RNA from Equus caballus (horse), 1990 nucleotides. RefSeq names its product hemogen (gene HEMGN). The record is from RefSeq and is a predicted model, not a curated record. Gene Ontology annotation, cellular component: nucleoplasm. Lineage: Eukaryota; Metazoa; Chordata; Mammalia; Perissodactyla; Equidae. Gene Ontology annotation, biological process: regulation of osteoblast differentiation; cell differentiation.
GCUUCUCUCCCCAUUUCCUUAUCCAUAAAAUGACUCUAAUGCCUGGCUUAGCUUUAUUAUUUGGUGGUUCUAUUUUACUUGUUAUUAUUGAGAUUAUGAACAAUCCUAACAACAGGCAGUAGUUUAAAGUCUGCUGUCUGCUGAAUGCUUUCCAUAGUUAUCAUUCUUAAUUCUCAAAAUAGUCAUGAAAGCCUGGCUGUGUCAUAAGUAGUUAAUUCCUAUUCACCCUUCAAAACUAAGUUCAACAUCUUCUAUUCCCAGAAGACUUCUUGGACUUCAUCUCUCCAUUCUGAGUGGCUAACAUCUCAUCAUCAUCAUCAUCAUCAUCAUCAUCAUCAUCAUCGUCAUCAUCAAAGGCUUUGAGACACUCACUAUCUGGAUGCGCAGACAAAGGGAAGAGUACUGAACAGCCAGGAGGCAUAAAUAAAGGCUGCUUGUGGAAGUCAGACCAAAUAGCAGGAAGGUUUUGCAGCAAGAUGGAUGUGAGAAAGGACCAGUCUCGCUUGAUGCUCCAUCAGACACCUGAUUCUCAUCAAGAAGAGAGCCGUGUUCCAGAAGUCAUUGGAACUUGGAGUUUGCGAAACAGAGAGCAACUCAGAAAAAGAAAAGCCGAAGCGCAAGAAAAGCAGUCUUCACAAUGGCAGUUUGGAGAGAAAAAACACAAGCGGCAGAGAACAGGAAGAGGAAAUCAAAGAGGCCGAAAGAGACAACAAAAGACAGAACUGAAGGCGGAGCCUGGGUCACAUUUAGAAAAGGAAAUUAUGGAGAAAGCUCUGGCACUUACGGAGAAAGAAAGUGAACCACCUAGGAGUGUAACUGAAGCUCUCCCCUCGGGGGCCUCCCCCCAAAGAGUUGUGCCUGAGAAACAUUUUUCUGCAAUAGAUCAAGAAAGCAUUAUACAUCAGGAAAGCUCUUCUGAGUACCAAGAAACAGUGGUACAAAACCACCCUUCUGACAUAUGCCAAGACAGGGCUGGACCCGAAGACCUCUCUCCUAAAAGGUGCCCAGAAACAGCUGUGCUUCAAGACCAUCCUUCCAAAAGCCACCAUGAUACGACCGAGCCUGAAGACCUCUCUCCCAAAAUGUGCCAAGAAACAGCUGUAGCCAAAGCCCUUCCUUCUAAAACAUCUGACGACGUAGCUGACCUGGAAGGAUGCUCUCUUGAAGCAUACCCCAAACCAGAUGUUCCUAAAGGCUAUGCUCUUGAAGCAUACCAAAAAAGAGCUGAACUCGAGGAAUACGAUUCUGCACCAGGUGAAGGAGUAGCGGAGACUGAAAGCUUCCUUCCAAAAACACAAGAAAUAGCGGUGCCUAAAGACCUUUCUACAAAAACAUCCCAAGAAACAGCUGAACCCGAACAAUUUUCCCCUAAAACAUAUAAAGAAAUCACUGUCCCUAAUGCCCCCUAUCAUAAAACAAUCCAAGAAACACCAGCUCCUGAAGAAUAUCCACCUGAAAUGUACCAAGAAACACCCGGGCAAGAAGAAUACUCACCUGAAAUAUACCAAGAAACCCCUGGGUGUGAAGACUAUUCACCUGAAAUACACCAAGAAACACCUGGGCCUGAAGAUUGUUCACCUGAAAAAUACCAAGAAACCCCUGGGUGUGAAGACUAUUCACCUGAAAUAUACCGAGAAACACCUGGGCCUGAAGACUGCUCACCUGAAAAAUACCAAGAAACACCUGGGCCUGAAGACCUCUCUACUAAGACAUAUAGAAAUAAGGAUCUGUCUAAAGAACACUUUCCAGAACGAUACCAAGAAACAGGUGGGCCCCAAAGCCAGGAUCCUAAAGCACACCAGGAAGAUGCUAAGGAUGUUUCCACUUUUCCUCAAGAAAUUAAAGAACGCAAAGCAGAAGAACCAGAGACACCAGCAAUUCCAAACAUUCCUCAAGAGCUUCACCCAGAAAAUGACGUCCAUAGUUACGUUUUGUUUUAACAAAUGCUCAACUAUCAUAGUUGUCCAACAAAAUACACAUCUUAAUAUAC